Onychomys torridus (southern grasshopper mouse) is the source of this 871-nucleotide messenger RNA. It is a transcript of the gene Myl2, whose product is annotated as myosin light chain 2. Gene Ontology annotation, molecular function: calcium ion binding. Gene Ontology annotation, biological process: muscle cell fate specification; heart development; cardiac muscle contraction. Lineage: Eukaryota; Metazoa; Chordata; Mammalia; Rodentia; Cricetidae. Bases 42 to 542 code for a protein of 166 amino acids. The transcript is spliced from 8 exons. Gene Ontology annotation, cellular component: cytoplasm; myofibril. The record is from RefSeq and is a predicted model, not a curated record.
CUCUUCGAAUUCUCCAGAGGCAGCAGCCAGCUCCAGACACCAUGGCACCGAAGAAAGCCAAGAAGAGGGUAGAGGGCGGCAGCUCCAAUGUCUUCUCCAUGUUUGAGCAGACCCAGAUCCAGGAGUUCAAGGAGGCCUUCACAAUCAUGGACCAGAACAGGGAUGGCUUUAUUGACAAGAAUGACCUGAGGGACACAUUUGCUGCGCUAGGACGUGUGAAUGUGAAAAAUGAAGAGAUUGAUGAAAUGAUCAAGGAGGCUCCAGGUCCAAUUAACUUCACUGUGUUCCUCACAAUGUUUGGGGAGAAACUUAAAGGGGCUGACCCUGAGGAGACCAUUCUCAACGCAUUCAAGGUGUUUGACCCUGAAGGCAAAGGGUCGCUGAAGGCUGACUAUGUCCGGGAGAUGCUGACCACACAAGCAGAGAGAUUCUCCAAAGAAGAGAUCGACCAGAUGUUCGCAGCCUUUCCCCCAGAUGUCACGGGCAAUCUAGAUUACAAGAACUUAGUCCACAUCAUCACCCACGGGGAAGAGAAGGACUGAGUGAGCCCUGAGCCACAGCUUCAGGAUGCUCCGGGUGCCCUCGUGGGAGGCUUGCUGCUGGGACCGAAGGUUGAUGAUGUCAUCCUGCGCAGGACAGAAGGGGACCCGUGAGGAAAAGACGGCAGCUGCUCUUCCCACCGCAUCGAACCCUACUGCAGUGUUGGGUAAACCCGUCACAGAGCCUCCCCCUGCCCCCUCCUUCUCCCCAGGAGAAUCAUCUACAACUAUCUAGAGCAGUGGUCCUCAACCUUCCUAAUGCUGGGACCCUUUAAUACAGUUCCUCAUGUUGUGGUGACCCCCAACUGUGAAAUGAUUUUCAUGGCUACUUC